ACAGACGCACUCAUUUUUUCCCUGUCUUCUCGCGAGGAACAAAUUCUACCCCGUCGUGUGUGCGGCAGCCAUCUUUAUUUUGGAAACGUGAAUAUUUGUCAGCAUUCACGGGCUUAGCACGGGCAAUUUGCGGAUCGUCGGAAGCGUGUUUCGUGUCGGCGAGUGGAAAAUCGAACGGUAAACGGUGCGAAAGUGGUCAGAGGUGGUGUGCCGUGGGACAAUCGCUCGCCUGCGGAAGCACACCCCGCUGCGUGAAAAGCCAAGCGGAACGGAUCGAAAUAGCAGAAAAAAAACGCAAGCGAAGAAGUGUUCUCGUUGAUGUGCGGUGGUGUGCGUGCGCCUAUUCAUCUCGACGAGCAGAGGCAAACACUGCACAGCACAGCUGCAGGCAGGCAGAGGGCAGCAUUAGCAGAGAACGGCAAAGAAGGAAAUGCGCCAAUGUUUGUUUCGCGUGCUGCAUCCAAGUUCCCUAUUAUUUUGAUACGCCACAAGCGGAUGGUUCGUGUGUCGAUCGGAACAAUACACGGUAUGCGGAGUAGCAUCGGACAGUUGAAAGGAUUCCCCCUGGCUCUCGUUGCGGAGCUUUAAACGUACAACUGGGGAUUCUUCACACAAACACACAUAUACAUACGCAUUUACACACAAGCGACGAAACGGAAAGUGUGUUAUGUUGUAGUGUGCGGUGCGGCAUACCGUUCUAACGCAGUGAAAUAAAGCAAUAGAGGCGCAUUCGGUGAAAAGCUCAACAUUCUUCUCCCCCUGUUUUGUGCAUUCACAACAACCUGCAAGCGGCAGCGGCGGCGCAUCGCACACGAAUCCCCUCGGGGCACCAACUAGAGCGAACCCGGAGGAAGCGCGCGACGUGUGUGAGGAUGUUGUCAUCGGGCGCAUCGGAAGAACUAAAAAUAAUUCUUUAAACGCCGGCGGCACAACCAGGAAUAGAACAAUUUCUUGUGUGUUUUCUUUUUCCCUUCAUCGCCAGCAUGCUGAAAUAGUGGCGUUUUGUUGGGACAUCAAAGUGAGUGUGUGUGUGUGUUUGCGCAAACCGAAAAGGACGAAGUUACGAGGCACAAAAAACACACAGCGCUGCCACCGAUUACACACGCCAAGCAACCACCACUACACAAGCAGCAAAGGAUCACACGCAUACAAACGCAGCACACACACUCGUCGGUGCACACAAAGGAAAACCCCCGCACGGUCAGCAGCUGUCGUCGCUUCGUCCCUGCCAGGAGCGCAUUGUGUGCGUGCGUGCGUGUGUGCGCGUGUGUGGCAUAAGAAUAAAGGAUUAAAGCCACACCACACCAACCACCGCUUUUGUUUAUUGUGCGCGUGUGUGCGUGCGUACGUGCGAGUUCAUGCCGUUUCGCCGUUGUGUGUGCUAGUGUGUGUGUCGGUGCGUACGAAGGACACUGUGGUACCUUCGAACAAAAGGGUCCAGUUCGAAGGAGGAGAUAUAGCAAGGCCACUCCGAGGGGGUGCCACGCGGGCGUGUGUGUGAAGCUGGAGUGCGGUGCACCGGUUUACGGGCCGGGCUUACAACGGGAAAGUGCAGUGGUACGUCGACCCACUGGAGGAGCUACUGAUGAUGUCCUCCCAUCAUCAUCUGCAUCACUCGCACCAUCAUCAGCACGAUAACAUCAUGUCUGAGGUGGAGGUGCCGGACGCGAACAUCGUGGAGGAGGUGGACGGCAGUGCCGGGUUCGGGGCGGAGAUCGACUACGAUCAGUACGGCGGGGUGGACGGCCACUACGAGGAGGUGACGUGCGAGACGGAAGACUCGCAGGGAGGGCUGAUGGGGCACCAUCACCAUCACCAUCACCAUCAUCACCAUCAUCUCGGGCACCCGGGGGACGACGACGAGGAGAUACUGCAGCACGAGCCGGACAUUGGGCAGGCGGUGCACGAGGAGGUGCUCGAUUCGUCCGGCGAUGCGCUGUGCGUGUACGGCGACAUCAAUCUGGAGAACGAAAUCUACAUCGAGUCGGCGACGACCACGCCGGGCCCGUCGUCCCGCAAGCGCAAAUCGCUCAAGCAGUCGCGCAGCGGCGGCGGCGGCGGCAUGAUGAACCGCAUCCGGGCGAACGAUGGCAACGUGCACCAUCACAACAGCGGCAGCCACCAUCAUCACGGGCUGACGGCGGUGGAGCAGCUGGACGUGAAUCACAAGCGGCGCCGGUGGGAGCAGAAGCAGGUGCAGAUCAAAACGAUGGAGGGCGAGUUCAGCGUGACGAUGUGGGCGUCCGGCACGGACGACGACGACGGCUCGAACCCGGAGAUCGACCCGGACUACACGGAGUACAUGACGGGCAAGAAGAUCACGCCGGACAGCUGCGACAGCAUGCCGGGCAUCGAUCUGUCCGACCCGAAGCAGCUGAGCGAGUUCACCCGCCCGUCCCACAAAUCGAAAGGCGGCAGUGGGGGCAUCGGCAGUGUCAAGCUGUCCUCCAGCGCAUCCAGCUUGCUGCUGGCGGCGUCCCCGGACGGCCCCGGCAUGAUACUCGGUGGCGACGGUGGCAGCAGCGGGGGCGGCGGCGGCGGUGGCGGACGGUCAUCCUCGGACGUGUCCGAUCGCAACAUUGCCUGCCCGCACAAGGGCUGCACGAAGAUGUUCCGGGACAACUCGGCGAUGCGCAAGCACCUGCACACGCACGGGCCGCGGGUGCACGUGUGCGCCGAGUGCGGCAAGUCGUUCGUGGAGAGCUCGAAGCUGAAGCGCCACCAGCUGGUGCACACGGGCGAGAAACCAUUCCAGUGUACGUUCGAGGGCUGCGGCAAGCGGUUCUCGCUCGACUUCAACCUGCGGACGCACGUGCGGAUACACACCGGCGACCGGCCGUACGUCUGCCCGUUCGACGGCUGCAACAAGAAGUUCGCCCAGUCGACCAACCUCAAAUCUCACAUUCUGACGCACGCGAAGGCGAAGCGCAACAGCAGCAGUGGCAGCAGCGGCGGCGGGGGCAGUAGCAGCCGACACCAGAGCGUGGCACAGGCGGCCGCCGCCUCCUCGCCGCAUCAUUCGGGCGCGGGCAACACCAUCCUGCCGCCGCAAGCCUUCGUCAAGAUGGAAUCGGUCGAGAUUGACAACGAUGCGUCGCAGUACAUUCUCUACACGGAUUAAACGCCAAGCGGGUGGAAGAGAAGAGUGCACUUGAGCGAAGAGGGAGAGAGGGAGGCUGUGGUGCACAGUCGCGUUUGUUGAUGCACACGCACGUUUUGCCAUUUAUUGUGUUUGAUAAGCGCUCGGCGCGCGCUAGGACAUGCUAGAGAGAGACGGAGAGAGAGAGAGAAUACAGUCGAAUUUGACCGAGAACACGCGAAAGAGAUAGCAACAGUGGUAACAAAACAAUUGUGAUAGAAGGGUAUUGAGGAUCACAACCAGUAGCCGAGGGAGUAAGCCAGUAGCGAAGGAAACAAAUAUCGCCCCAUGAUCGAUCAUUCACUCGAAGAGGAUAACAAAAAAGCGGUUGCAAAAUCCUUAAGCUUUCAAUGCGCAUUGCGUUGCGCACACCAACACACGCACGCAUCAUCGUCCUCUAGUAGGAGCGUGCUUGAAUGUGGUUUGAAGCACGCAGCCACUUUCAGUUUGUGAAGAAGAGCGGGAGGGGGUUUUGGGUGAUUAUCUAUCCUCGAACAGUUUAUGUGCUGUUUUUUGUGUGUGUGCAACGAAUUCCUCCUCCGCAAGAGUAUAGAGUACAAGGAAAUAGAGCGAUGUGCAUUUUGUUGUGGUUGGGGGCACUCUUGGGAAAUCCCAAAAUUAUUUGCACGCUACGCGGAUGCCUUGGACGGCCGGCAUCUUGGGGCGGGAUAGGCAAAGAGAGCAAGCGAGAGGAGCAAAGCGUGCGAUACAGUCAUUUUUAGUGUGUAAGGAUAAGUCUCUUUCUUUUUUUUAAGAAUUCCAACUUUCCUUGUACAUACACAAUCUUAAUUCCUUACCAAACCUACCUACCUAACUACCUACCUCCCGCGCAGCCCAUUUGCGGGAUAAGACGGAAAAGAACGAUGCGACAAACUACACUAGGCCGUGUGCGUGCAGUACAGGUACGAGCACAAAUGUCCACAAUGCGCGCACCUUCCACCUUGUGCGUUAUGCGAGAUUCAUCCUAGAGAUCAAAGUAGCAGUAGGCAGACCGGCAGUUGUUGCCUAGCACUGUUGUCUCCAUCGCGCCAGGCAAAGGGGGGAAGAUAAAAAGCAACCAGAGAAAUAGCAACACAAAAGAAAGAGAGAGAGAAAGCGAAACCCCCGAUUAUAUUUAGAUGUGCAUGUGUAUAUUUGUGUAAGGUAAAAACUAACAAACAAAAGAAAAACCAUCGAUAAGAAACGAACCGUCGUACGUGCGUGGGGGAGGAACAGAGAGCAAAAGCGAGGGGAUUCAUUAAGAAAGAUUUGUUUUAUGUACAAAAAUAUGAAAGCUAAUGUAUCCACGACACAGAACAGAAUAGUAUGAAAAUGAUGUGUGUACGUAAGGUUUAUUAGACGCAAAAAAGGGGAAGACAGAUAGAGCAGGGAAUCACGAAAGUAUGUACAUAGCAAAACAAACAAACAGCAGAAUCAGCCAUCUGAGCAGAGGAGGUAGAGUCCUCACCGCAUCUUCUUUCCGUGAAAAGUGCGAAUGUGUAUAUUGUUUUUUUUUGUUUUCUUUUGGUUUUACUAUUCUUUAGUUAGUGCGCACACACAAAACGGUAUACACACAAACACACCAACAAAUAGGAGUUAAUUUAAAAAAAAAAGAAAUUUCAUUUUGCAAUCAGACAAUAUAGGGAUAUAAGACACACGCAUCCAGCGCGCCGCUACCUUUUGUAAUCAGAACUCAUUUCAUCAUGCUCAUCGUAAUCAUCAACAUCAUUUAAUGCAUAUUAUCUAUUGCAAUGCAACACCUUUUUUUUCGAAUUUUUCCAUCUAUUAUUACCAUUUUUUUAAAUAAUUUUUGAAAAUAUGAACUCCCCAUUCUUAAGCAAAAGCGUCGCGCCCUCUAUAUGUGUUUAAAUUACGAACGUGUAAUAAUAUUGAGAGUAGUUCAGCAGGUGCGAAGCGGGCGGGGGUGGUCACAGGACACAGGAACGUGUAGUGUGAUUGUAUGGUUCUUUUUGCAGGAACGUUUCCUGAUUGCGCUUUUGAAUUAUAGGGCACACCCCCUCCCAGAACAGAAGAGGGUUAAGAGGAAGCGUGAAAGAGAGAGAGAGUCUCCUAAAGGAAAGUCGGGUACUUUUCAGAAAUAAAAUUUUCAAGAAAAAAACGUU
This is a messenger RNA of Anopheles arabiensis, 5241 nucleotides long. Its product is annotated as transcriptional repressor protein YY1. Gene Ontology annotation, molecular function: DNA-binding transcription factor activity, RNA polymerase II-specific; RNA polymerase II cis-regulatory region sequence-specific DNA binding. Bases 1586 to 3121 code for a protein of 511 amino acids. Gene Ontology annotation, biological process: regulation of transcription by RNA polymerase II. Gene Ontology annotation, cellular component: PcG protein complex; transcription regulator complex. The record is from RefSeq and is a predicted model, not a curated record. The transcript has a single exon. NCBI's taxonomy places the organism in Eukaryota, Metazoa, Arthropoda, Insecta, Diptera, Culicidae.